This is a messenger RNA of Humulus lupulus (European hop), 462 nucleotides long. RefSeq lists its product as uncharacterized. Lineage: Eukaryota; Viridiplantae; Streptophyta; Magnoliopsida; Rosales; Cannabaceae. The transcript has 2 exons. The coding region runs from base 1 to 462 and encodes 153 amino acids. The record is from RefSeq and is a predicted model, not a curated record.
AUGGGAGAAAGAAAGUAUCUUGGUCCAGAUCUGGUCAGAAGGACAACUAAAGCAGUAGAGAAGAUAAGAAAAAGAAUGUUAACUGCUCAGAGUAGGCAAAAGAGUUACGCUGAUCGAAAGCGAAGAGAUGUGGAGUUCAACAUUGGGGACAAGGUGGGAAAGGUAGCCUAUAGACUGGCAUUACCGCCAUCAUUGUCAAAUGUCCACGAUGUUUUUCAUGUCUCAUUAUUGAGAAAAUACGUACCAGAUCCUUCACAUGUGCUAAACUACGAACCAAUAGAAGUUGAACAAGACCUAACAUAUGAAGAAAAACCAGUGAGAGUUCUUGACAGAAAAGAGAAAAAGUUGAGAAAUAAGAAGAUUUCACUGGUUAAGGUCUUGUGGAGAAGUUCAAACAUUGAGAAAAUGACAUGGGAAGGGGAAGAUGAAAUGAGAUCUAAAUACCCAAAGCUAUUUGGGUAA